UACGGCCGGUCUCUUGGUGUUGUGUUAAGAUGAGCACAUUUUGCCCAUAGAGUAUACUUCAUCUUGUCUUCAUACCGAAGCUUUAAAAAUACAGAACAAUGGACUUGCUUGUGUUUUUCCUGCUUUGUACCUGUGUGAUGCUUCGUCCUACGGGCGCAACUACAGCUAAAGCCAGAAAUCUUGCUUUAUAUGGCAAGGCCACACAAUCAGACCUGGUAGGGAAUCCUUGGACUGCAAAUGCCCAUGCCAUUAAUGCUAUCGAUGGAAAUCGUGACUCUAAUUAUGAACAUGGCUCCUGUACUGCUACCGAAUGGCAAGAUGACCCAUGGUGGAGGUUAGACCUACUUGACAGGUAUGUAGUGACCUCCAUAACCAUCACCAACCGAAAAGAUUGCUGUCCUGAAAGACUUGAUGAUGCUGAGAUACACAUUGGGGAUUCUCCGCUGAAAGAAGGCACCGACAAUCGAUUGGCUGGAAGGAUUUCCUCCAUUCCAGGAGGGAGAUCGCUCACUUUAAAAUGGAAGAAAGGCAUUACAGGCCGCUACAUCAAUGUGGUCAUACCUGGAAAAAAUCGCCUUCUUACUCUCUGUGAGGUCGAGGUUUACGGUUAUCCAGCUCCUGAUGGUGAGAACGUGGCUUUAAAAGGGAGAGCUACACAGAGUAACCUGUUCGGACAUGGCUUUGCAUCCAACGCCAUUGAUGGGAACAAAGAUGGUGUUUACAGUCACGGAUCCUGUUCCCACACUGAAAAAUGUCUCAAUCCCUGGUGGAGACUAGACCUACUGAAAAAACACAAAGUGUUUUCAGUAGUAAUUACAAAUGCAGCAGACAAGGACCCUGAAAGAUUAAAUGGAGCAGAAAUCAGAAUUGGAGACAGCCUAGAAAACUACGGCAUCAAUAAUCCAAGGUGUGCUGUGAUUUCUUCCAUUCCUGCUGGAUUUUCCACCACCUUUGAUUGCGAUGGGAUGGAAGGACGUUACAUUACUGUUGUUAUUCCACGGGAAGAAUAUCUUUUAUUGUGUGAGGUUGAAGUGUACGGAUCACCACUGGAUUAAGAAGCACAAGAAUUUAACUGUAAAUAUGUUCACAUUCCAAAUGAAGUAGCUGAAUUAAAUAACAGGAUCUAAAUGGGAAAAAAAAUAUUGAUUGCUGUAUGGCUUUACUUUAAACAAACAUUCAAACUAUCAGAGUUUGUGAUACAGUUAAGCAGGGCAUGUAUUGUCCUAAAAUUAUUCACCCAGAAAUAAAAAUUUGCUGAAAAUGUA
Puntigrus tetrazona (Sumatra barb) is the source of this 1265-nucleotide messenger RNA. RefSeq lists its product as uncharacterized. The record is from RefSeq and is a predicted model, not a curated record. The coding region runs from base 99 to 1055 and encodes 318 amino acids. The transcript has 6 exons. Lineage: Eukaryota; Metazoa; Chordata; Actinopteri; Cypriniformes; Cyprinidae.